GUACGGCGGAAGUGCAGUCAGGAACUCUCGGGAAGAUGGCGGCCUUGGCCUGGCCACAAGUUUGCCGGAAGGUUCUUUGACCAGAAGGUGAUCAUGGCCACACGAAGCGGGACGGAUACAGACCAAGCUUAAGGGACAGAGUCGGGGACACAAGCAGCCUUAGACUCCCAAGACUCUCUAGUCCUCCUGAGCUCUGCCCUCGGAUGUCCAACCGUCCAGAGCCUGCAUGCGCCGUGGGGCGCCCCAGGACCAGGAGCUGGUGGGUCCGGGGGCCCCUGGGCGGGGGUCCCGGGGAGCCCCUCCUCCCUCAGGACCCGUUGUCCCGGUGCUUGUCUUUCCCCCGGAUCUAGUAUUCAGGGCGGACCAAAGGAGUGGACCCCGGCAGUUGCUGACCCUCUACAACCCCACUGGAACUGCACUUCGCUUCCGAGUCCUGUGUACAGCACCUGCCAAAUACACAGUGUUUGAUGCAGAAGGAUUUGUGAAGCCUCAGUCUUGCAUUGACAUUGUGAUUCGACAUGUGGCCCCCAUCCCCAGCCACUAUGAUGUCCAGGACCGAUUCCGCAUUGAGCUGUCUGAAGAAGGAGUGGAGGGUCGAGUGGUGGGACGUAAAGACAUCACUUCUGUUCUGAGGGCCCCAGCGCGCCCCCUUGAGAUUCAGGGGCAGCCAGAGCCAACACCCAGCCCAGCACCUCCUGUCUGGACAGCACCAUCCCCAGCCAGACAUCUCCAGGAGAAUGCCCCCCAGCAGCUGGCCACCAGCUCCUUCUUCCUCUUCUUGCUUGCGGGCAUUGUCUCUGUGGCCUUCCUGCUUCUGCCACUGCAGGAUGACCUGGGCAGCCAGCUGCCUCAAGUCCUGCAUGUGUCCCUGGGACAGAAGCUAGUGGCUGCUUACGUCUUAGGUCUCCUCACCAUGGUUUUCCUACGGACCUGAGCUCACUCUCUCCUUCUCAGGCAGGGACCUGAAGCAACUACUGUGAUGCUUGUAUGUUGCCCCAUCUCUUCCUUUUCUUCCUGGCCAUCUUCCAUUUGCCCCCAACCAAGAAAAAUACCCAGGGAUUUGUACUCAUUUUCCAAGUUAAAUAAAAUAAAUUUAAAAAAUCAAA
Molecule: messenger RNA, 1106 nt
Organism: Nannospalax galili (Upper Galilee mountains blind mole rat)
Lineage: Eukaryota; Metazoa; Chordata; Mammalia; Rodentia; Spalacidae
Gene: Mospd3
Product: motile sperm domain containing 3
Exons: 6
Coding region: 227-934 (235 amino acids)
Cellular component (GO): cytoplasm
Source: RefSeq, a predicted model, not a curated record